This is a messenger RNA of Filobasidium floriforme, 1458 nucleotides long. RefSeq lists its product as uncharacterized. Lineage: Eukaryota; Fungi; Basidiomycota; Tremellomycetes; Filobasidiales; Filobasidiaceae. The transcript has 8 exons. The coding region runs from base 65 to 1414 and encodes 449 amino acids. The record is from RefSeq and is a predicted model, not a curated record.
CGAUCCUCACCAUCGAUCCAGUCUAGAACACAUAGGGGAAUUAUUUCCACACAGGCCGCCCGCAAUGCCCGGUAAAAAACAGCCCGUAAAGGGUAAAACCACUUCUUCCCGACCGACUGCCAAGUCCACAGCUGCACCUAAGCCUGUAGCGCCAGCGGUUAGGAAGACGAUCAAGCCGAAGCGGACGGUUUUGCAGGCGGAAAGGGACGAGGAAAGCGAUCAAGAGCAAUACAAUGGCGGAAAGUCAAAGGAGGUCGAACCGCGAACCAAGUCGACGAGGCUCAGGAAGACUACGAGGCAGGAUCUCGAAAUUAAGCAGUCUCUAGACGAGGACGAACAAUAUGAAGAGGGCGAGGAUGAUAAUUCGGACGAUGAAGGUGAUCAAGAUGAGGAAGACGAUCAGGAUGACUCCGAAGACGCCUACCAACCCGCACCUCAGCCCAAGAGCAAGAAAUCUCAACCUCAACCGACAAUCAAAUCGACCAAACCUAAAGCCAACCCUAAACCUCAGCCUAAAUCCACCAAGAAAUCUGUCGACACCAGCUCAAAGUCGAAAUCUAGCGCCACCGCCCGACCUCCUCUCCGAACUCUCAACCCCCACUCGAAAACGCAGCAAAAUACUGCCGAAAACCGAGCAAGGGGUGUCAAGCGAUCUGCGAAACAGCUCGAGAGCGAUUCUGAAGGAGAUUCGGAAGGAGAAGCAGAUGGACGGGGAGGGAAGAAGAUCAAGGCGGCGGAUGGUGAGGCUGGCGAGGACGACGAAGAACUCGAAGAGGAAGGUGAAGAUCAAAGGGCCGUACAAGUGACAGAUCACUCGGAUGACGAAUCUGAAGAAGAGCAAGAAGCAAUCAGUACUCGUCCGCUAUUGACGGAAGCUCAGCAAAAGAUUUCCGAUAACAGCAAGAAACAGCAAGCUAAACGAAGCAAGGAGAGAAAAAAGGUCCUAGACAACGCCUGGCGGGAAGCGGCCGUUCAGAUGCAGGCGAGAAUGACGGGUGAACCUGAAGGGGGUGGGUCCAUCGGGUGGGAGACUUUGAUGGAGGAGACUGAAUCGACAUUGAAGACGAUCGGGACGAUGUUACAGGAAUUGGAAGAACAACAGGAAGACGUUUUGGGAAAGACCUUGGACGAGGAUCUCGAGACAUACAAUGAAGCAGCCGCGCCGAUGAUCGACCAGCUCAAGGAGCAUGUCAAUGUCUACUUGGCUCAACAUGGAACCGUCAUCAUCGAAACCGGCGACGAAAUGAACAAGUUCCCCAAAUUGCUGGAAAAGGCGCAGAAACGUGCGGUCCAGCAGACGAAACGCAAAAUGCGGGAGCAAUAUCAGAUCGCUCAGAGGAACCUGACGGCCAAAAAUUAUAUCAAGAGCGUCGCCAAGAUCAUGGGCGUCGACUUGACCCCUUUCCGGGAUUGAACAUCGGCCGUCCUCCAGCAGGAUUGAAACAUUUUUUUCAUCGC